Molecule: messenger RNA, 1323 nt
Organism: Fundulus heteroclitus (mummichog)
Lineage: Eukaryota; Metazoa; Chordata; Actinopteri; Cyprinodontiformes; Fundulidae
Gene: agxta
Product: alanine--glyoxylate and serine--pyruvate aminotransferase a
Exons: 11
Coding region: 132-1307 (391 amino acids)
Cellular component (GO): peroxisome
Molecular function (GO): L-alanine:glyoxylate transaminase activity; L-serine:pyruvate transaminase activity
Source: RefSeq, a predicted model, not a curated record
AAGAUAAAGACAGACUUCUGACCUGCGGAUUUCACUGGCCAGGCGGAGGGGUGUACUUGGCUGAGGCAAUACUUCACCUCCAUCCCUCACAACCCUUCCAUCUAUUCCUCUGAUCGUCACACCGUAAAAACAUGUCGCCCGUCUCCAUACCUCCACCACAAUGCCUGCAGAAACGUCUGUUCGUUCCUCACCGUUAUAUGUUUGGACCAGGACCGUCCAACGUUCCUUCGCGCAUCCUGUUAGCCGGAGCCCAGCCCGUCAUCGGACACAUGCAUCCGGAGACAUUUGAGAUAAUGAGUGACAUCAAGAGUGGAAUCCAAUACCUGUUCCAGACCAAAAACAGGACGACUUUAGCUGUGAGUGGCACUGGCCACACCGCGAUGGAGUGUGCCAUCUUCAACACGGUGGAGCCUGGGGAGAGCGUGCUGGUGGCAGUCAACGGCAUCUGGGGAGAGCGAGCAGCCGACAUGGCGGAGAGGAUCGGUGCAAGAGUGAACACCAUCGUGGCGUCCCCUGGAAGCUACUUGACCAACGCAGAGAUCGAGAGGGCUUUAUCACAACACAGACCGGUUCUCUUCUUCCUCGCACACGGAGAGUCUUCCACAGGAGUCCUGCAUCCUCUGGACGGCAUCGGCGAGCUGUGCCACAAGAAUAACUGCCUGUUUCUCGUCGACUCUGUGGCCUCAGUGGGAGGAGCCCCUCUCUACAUGGACCAGCAAGGGAUCGACAUCUUGUAUACGGGCUCACAAAAGGUCUUGAAUGUGCCCCCUGGUACAGCACCCAUUUCCUUCAGCGAGAGGGCCUGCCAAAAAGCCUUCGGUCGGAAAACAAAGCCUGCGUCGUUCUUCUUGGACUUGAGUUGGCUCGCAAACUACUGGGGCUGUGAUGACAAGCCGACGAGGAUGUACCACCACACCGGGCCGGUCACCGCGUUUUACUCCCUGAGGGAGGGCCUGGCUGUCCUUGCUGAUGAGGGUCUGGAAAAUUCAUGGGAAAGACAUCAAAAGGUGGCCGAGUAUUUCCACGACGGUCUGGAGAGCAUGGGCCUUAAACUCUUUGUCAAAGAGAAGCGGGCAAGGCUGCCGACGGUCACCACGAUCGUCGCUCCUCAUGGAUACGACUGGAAAGAGAUCACGGCCUACAUCAUGAAAACACACAACUUAGAGAUAUCUGGAGGGCUGGGACCUUCAGUUGGAUUGGUGCUGCGUGUGGGACUGAUGGGAUGCAACAGCAGUAAAGCUAAUGUUGACAUGGUGCUGGCAGCACUCAGAGAUGCCCUGAAACACUGCCAUCGGAGCAAAGUGUAAGAAGAGUCUGUUGGAA